This is a messenger RNA of Phlebotomus papatasi, 1401 nucleotides long. RefSeq lists its product as uncharacterized. The transcript is spliced from 3 exons. Lineage: Eukaryota; Metazoa; Arthropoda; Insecta; Diptera; Psychodidae. The record is from RefSeq and is a predicted model, not a curated record. Bases 1 to 1401 code for a protein of 466 amino acids.
AUGAGCAUCUUUGGAAUUAAGAGCAAUCUCGAAUCUCAACUUGACCUUGUGCAUACAAUGCGGGAAAAGUUUGACAACAUUCAACAAGGAAUUAUCAACGCUCAGGAAAAUCCAAAGAAAAGGAAAGAUGAAGAAGAUAUUCGUGAUCAAUUUUUUGCACGUUGUGAUGCCCUAUGUCUCAAGUUAAAGGAUCGAAUUGCUGAGUGCCCAACCACUUCCGGAGAUGAUAAAUCGAUGACAGCCGGAAUGCUCCGCUUCAUGACGUCAUUCAUGCAACAGUCAGAAUUCCGACACCAACAACAAAUGGAUUUGUUGCUUAACACACUCGCUAGCUCUGCCAAUCCUCCUUCUAGACCUACUGACGUCUCCACUCACCGUCCAGCUGUCAGCAAGCUUCCCCAGAAGAAUUUGCCCACUUUCGAUGGAAAGUUUUCCAAAUGGAUUUCUUUCAGAGACCGUUUUAUGGCCUCAGUGAGCGAAUAUCCCGGCAUAACAGAUGUGCAGAAAUUGGACUAUCUACAGUCAGCCUUGAAAGGUGAUGCAGCUGCUGCAAUUUGUAACUUGAGUGUCACUGACAAUAACUUCGAAGUUGCUUGGCAGAUACUUAAGACAAAGUUUGAAAAGAAAAAUGAAAUUGUUAUGGAACAUGUUCGCACGUUUUUUGCAAUGCCUAAAAUCACCCCAUCCAAUCCAAAUGCCAUACACGAAAUUACCAAUACUCUCUUGGAGUGCACAAUGGCCCUAGAUGCGAUGUUGGACUCAGAGUCUCGUGUAUUAUGGGGUAGAGAAUGUGGCUCAGAGAUACCUACGCUGAAGAAAUUCAUUGAUUUUCUGGAUCAAAGAUGUGUGGACAAUAAGAAUAGUCAACAACCUGCCUCCAAGCCACUUUCAAGUUCCUCAAACUCCCGCCAAGCUUCCAAACCAUCUUCAUCUGCAAAAAAGCCUGCUAGUGCACUCACCACAUCAGCUGCCUCUACAACUUGCCGAUGCUGUCAGGAGACAGCUCAUCCUCUUUAUAAAUGCCAAAGAUGCCAGAAAUGCCAAGCCAAACAUAACGUGCUUCUCCACGAAAAAUUCUCGCCCUCCACUGGAAGUCGCACGGAUCCUGCAAGAUCUGCGCCUGCGACAAAUCCUACGAAAAAUAGCAAACCUACCAAACCUACUGAUUCUACCGUGCUAACUGUCAAUUCCGGGCAUGGGGCUCCUAGUCCUGAGAUACCUCCUAAAGUUUUCUUGGCAACUGCAAUUGUUGACAUUCUCACCUCAAAUGGAGAAAUUAUUUCCUGCCGUAUGGUUUUGGAUGGGGCUGCUCAAGUCAACAUUAUGACUUCCAAACUUUACCAUCAAUUGAAUUUGCCAAAGUUCCCCACCAAAAUUACCAUACAGUUGAGUGAAUGCUAA